GAGAUUCUCUUUUCCCCGUUUUUCUUUCUUUCCUUGUUAGGUCCCGGCAGGGCCAGCGCCUACUUCCUUCCCUUGAAUCUUUAGUCUGUGUGCCUGAAGAUUCGGAAUCUGCCGGAGACACAGCGAAAUGGGUUCUUUGGAGGAAGAGAGGCGGCAGCUAGAACUUGGGCUGUUGCAGGAUCAGAGUAAUGGACUGUACACUGGAGAUGGUUCUGUAGACGUCAAAGGAAAGCCUGUCUUGAAAAGCAACACUGGAAAUUGGAGAGCAUGCCCCUUCAUCCUAGGCACUGAGUGUUGUGAACGUUUGGCCUACUAUGGAAUCGCCACUAAUCUUGUUACUUACCUCACCAACAAACUACAUGAGGGAAAUGUAUCGGCCGCGACAAAUGUUACCACUUGGCAAGGAACUUGCUAUCUCACACCUCUAAUUGGAGCUAUUUUAGCCGAUGCUUGCUGGGGAAGAUAUUGGACAAUAGCUGCAUUUUCCACAAUAUACUUCAUUGGUAUGUGUACAUUGACUCUCUCUGCAACAGUUCCUGGGUUGAAGCCUGCAGAAUGUGUGGACUCUGUUUGCCCUUCAGCAACGGCAGCCCAAUAUGCAGUAUUUUUCUUAGGGCUCUAUCUGAUUGCCCUAGGUACUGGGGGGAUCAAGCCAUGUGUUUCCUCUUUCGGUGCUGAUCAGUUUGAUGACACUGAUUCGAGAGAGCGAGUGAAGAAAGGGUCUUUCUUCAACUGGUUUUAUUUUUCCAUUAACAUAGGUGCUCUUGUAUCAAGCACUCUUAUAGUGUGGAUUCAAGACAAUAUGGGUUGGGGCUUAGGAUUCGGUAUUCCUGCAGUAUUUAUGGGAGUUGCUAUUGCCAGUUUCUUUUCAGGCACGCCUCUCUAUCGAUUCCAGAAACCCGGGGGGAGCCCUAUCACAAGGAUGUGUCAGGUUUUGGUUGCAGCCUUCCAUAAGUGGAGCGUGGAGGUCCCUGAGGACAGUAGUCUCCUGUAUGAAACACAAGAAAAGAACUCUGCUAUAGAAGGAAGCCGCAAAAUAGAACACAGCGAUGAGUUGAAGUGCCUCGAUAAAGCUGCGGUUGUCACUGAUGCAGACACCAAAAGCGGGGACUUUUCAAAUGCCUGGAGGCUAUGUACAGUCACUCAAGUGGAGGAGCUGAAGAUUUUGAUCCGUAUGUUCCCAAUCUGGGCCACAGGAAUUGUAUUUUCUGCUGUAUAUGCGCAGAUGUCUACCAUGUUUGUGGAACAAGGGGAGAUGAUGGACACUACUAUCGGCUCUUUCACUAUUCCUGCAGCAUCUCUAUCAACUUUCGAUGUCAUAAGCGUGAUUUUCUGGGUGCCAGUCUACGAUCGGGCCAUCGUUCCAAUAGCAAGGAAAUUCACAGGCAAGGAAAGAGGCUUUUCCGAGUUGCAGCGGAUGGGAAUUGGCCUCUUUAUAUCAGUUCUCUGCAUGUCGGCUGCUGCUAUAGUAGAGAUUAAGCGUCUCCAAAUUGCUAGAGAACUCGGCUUGGUUGAUGAAGACGUCGCCGUGCCGAUGAGCAUCCUUUGGCAAGCGCCACAGUACUUCUUGCUGGGGGCAGCGGAGAUAUUCACUUUCAUCGGGCAGCUCGAGUUCUUCUAUGACCAAUCUCCAGACGCCAUGCGGAGCUUAUGCAGCGCGCUGUCGCUCUUGACUACUUCUCUAGGGAAUUACCUUAGCUCCUUGAUCCUGACGAUCGUGACGUAUGUCACGACCCAAGACGGGCAGGUCGGAUGGAUACCCGAUAACCUGAACGAGGGCCACCUUGACUACUUCUUCUGGCUUCUAGCCGGGCUCAGCUUCCUGAACUUGCUCGUCUACAUCGUCUGUGCCAUGAAGUAUAAACGGAAGAAGGCCACUUGAGGGUUUGAUCAGAUUGUCCAGUGAAUUUCAUACAAAAGGAUUGGGUGUUGGCAAAGAUUUUCACUUUUUUUUUGGGUGUUUGCCUGCAUGGAGGUGUAUAUAAAGCGAAGGCGGGCAGUUCUACUGGGAAUGUGCUUCCUCAUUCUGUAUUAUAAGAACUCAGAAGGAUUUACUUCUGGACCAUAACUACAUAAUGUUUAUUGAAGCAGAAAUAUAUUUUUAGCGUGUUGCACAAUUUCCCAUA
Molecule: messenger RNA, 2126 nt
Organism: Eucalyptus grandis
Lineage: Eukaryota; Viridiplantae; Streptophyta; Magnoliopsida; Myrtales; Myrtaceae
Product: protein NRT1/ PTR FAMILY 8.3
Exons: 5
Coding region: 128-1882 (584 amino acids)
Biological process (GO): transmembrane transport; oligopeptide transport
Cellular component (GO): membrane
Molecular function (GO): transmembrane transporter activity
Source: RefSeq, a predicted model, not a curated record